Carassius auratus (goldfish) is the source of this 2887-nucleotide messenger RNA. RefSeq lists its product as uncharacterized. Gene Ontology annotation, molecular function: protein tyrosine kinase binding; MHC class II protein binding. The transcript has 9 exons. Gene Ontology annotation, cellular component: membrane raft; external side of plasma membrane. NCBI's taxonomy places the organism in Eukaryota, Metazoa, Chordata, Actinopteri, Cypriniformes, Cyprinidae. Gene Ontology annotation, biological process: interleukin-15-mediated signaling pathway; positive regulation of ERK1 and ERK2 cascade; T cell activation. Bases 96 to 1232 code for a protein of 378 amino acids. The record is from RefSeq and is a predicted model, not a curated record.
CAGAGGAAGUGAACAAACACAGGAAGAGCUGAUAGUAUUCAAAGAAAGAGUUUAUCAUACAGUAUAAUGAAGAGAAAGACUGAGAGAAAGAGAAAAUGUCUGAUGAGUGUCAUCUGUGUCUGCUGGGACUGAUCUUUCUCUCUUCACUUCUCACAGGUGUCAGUGGAGUGGAUGAUGUUCAUGUGUUCAUCAGUUCUGGUGAAGAUGUCCGUCUGCCCUGUAAUAAUACUCUUCAGGACUGUACAUCAACUACAUGGAUCUAUAAUAACAGAUUCAGUCAUUCAACAGCAGUUGAACUGAUUGGUUUAGGGAGAAAGAAGAAAGACACAGAGAGACAUGAGAGACUGAGUCUGGGGUCUGACUGCUCUCUGAACAUCAGGAACAUCUCAACAGAAGAUCAUGGAUCUUACAUCUGUCAACAAUGGACUGGUGUUGGUGGACCACGACUAAGACCUGAUGCUGGUGUUUAUCUGCAUGUUCUUCAUGUCUCAUCCUCACACACUGAGAUCAGUGCAGGUCUCUCUGUGUCUCUCUUCUGUCGGCUGUAUUCAUAUCCUCGAGUCUCUUGUGAUGAUUGGAUCCGUUCUGAGAGAAUUGAUCUGUUCUGGGUGAAUCAGGCUGGUGUUAAAUCAGACUCCAGAUAUCAGAUAUCAUCCUCAUCAGAUCAGUGUAUGAUCUCUCUGAAUAAAACACUCCUGAAUGAAGAUCACAACAGAGAGUGGAGAUGUGAAGUUACUGAGAGAGAUCAAGUCAAGACCUCAGUCACAUACACUGUCAAGAGUUCAGCUCAAGCUGAUUCAGGGACAGCAGGGAUUACUAUACAAGUGAUUAUGAUUGUUGCCGGCACUUCAUUCAUUCUUCUCCUUCUUGCUCUGAUUCUUUGGCUGAUGAUGCAUAAAAAAAGAUCCGCUGUCAGAAGAGCAACUGAUGACUCUGUGGAUCCAUCAUCCAGAGCUGGGAACAACUCAUUGUUUUGUGAGUCACAAGUAAAUUUUGAGUCUUUGCAUUCAAGUCUAGAGUCAAGACGGACAAGUCCAAGUCGAGAUGAGCAGACAGAUGAUGUGACUUAUACUGAAGUUACUGCGGUCAGUAAAGACAGAGCCAAGAACAAGGUUUGCUGUGAUGAUAAAGUGACUUACGCUUCCAUCGGAGGAGCAAAAGCCGGAGAUCAGGAAGACUGCAGUCAACUUUACGCUUCUGUGAACAAGAACCAUCACAAAUCAGGAAAAUAAUCAUAAGAUAAUCACACCAGCAGAGCAAUAUGAGCCUUAUGUAACUGACUCUUCAUGGUUUCAGUCAGUGCCAUUAUAUAUACGUUCAAUGUUUUUACAUGUUAAGAAGCAAGUUAUUGGUUAUUCUGGUCAGUAAGUGAUGUUUUUUUUUACAAUAUAUUUCCGUGUGUCUUUUUUAUUAAUUUAGACUCUGUUUGCACAAAGUCUAGAAAAUAGAGGAGAGUUUAACUCUCUUAGAUCUAUCUAAUAUUAUCUUGAGUGAUUAAUUAACUGUCAGCUUGCACUAAUUAUUGCAAAACUACUGUUGAUGAUGAUGUAAGUGUUUAUCAUAAUAUGACAGUAAUGAUCUUUUGGUGUUUGAACCGUUUGAACAGCUGCUUUCAGCAAUACUUGUAAAAUUAUAUUGUAUGUGUCACUAAAAAAUGUCCACUUAAAGUUUACUUUUGUACACUAGUCCUGGUUUCACAGAGAGCUUAAGUCAGGACUAUACUGUUUAAAAUUUGUGCAAGUUUAAUUAAAAUAUAGUAAAAAAAAAUGCUACAGAGGAAAAAAUACUGUAAAUAACAGUAAGUUUCUGUACUACAUACAGUGGAAAACUGUAAAAGAUCUAACCAGAUGAUUCAUGUCAUUGUACAGUAAAUUAUCAUAAAACAAUGUAUAAUUUACAGUCAAUAACUAAACAGAUAUCCCCUGACACUCACAGUUGAAAGUAUUUUGUUUAAAUAAUCAUGUUUCUUAAUAGUUUUUGUAAUCAUUAAUCUACAUUAAUUGUUUUAUGUUAUAUCUGCUGUUGUUUAAUGUAUGUUUAUUGCAUUAUUUAAGAGUUGUUUGUGUUACCCUGAUGGUGUUUUGUCUGAGGAUUGUACUGAUUGGAAGGACAGGAAAUGGAAAGAGUUCAACAGGAAACACUAUUCUGGGAAGAGAUGAUCAAAGCCAGAUGUGAUCCGAUUCAGUGACGUCUGCAUGUGAAAAGAGAAUUGGUGAAGUUGAUGGUCGAUCAGUAGCUGUUGUUGAUACUCCAGGACUCUUUCACACAUCACUGUCAAAUGAACACGUAGCAGAAGAAACUGUGAAAUGUGUUUCACUCUCGUCUCCUGGACCUCAUGUGUUUGUCAUUGUGUUGAGUUUGGGGAUAUUCACACAGGCUGAGAUGAGCACUAUAGAUCUGAUAAAGAAGAUCUCUGGUCCAAAAGCUGCUCAGUUCACCAUCGUUCUGUUCACUGGAGGAGACGAUCUUGAGAAUUGGUCCAUAGAAGAUUAUGUGAGACAACAUUCUUCAGAACUGAAGAAACUGAUCAGUGAUUGUGGAGACAGAUUCCUGGUUUUCAAUAACAGAGAAACAAAAGACAAAAUUCAAGUGAUUCAACUGUUAAACAUGAUAGAAGAGGUGAAGAACAGUAAUGAGGGUCGAUACUUCACUAAUGUUUGAGGAGGCUGAGAUGUCCACAUUAAAAAAAAAAAAAUAAACUUUGGACCAACAAAAAAAAAAAAAAAAAUGCUGUAAUUUUCAUUUGGUUGAAACUUUUCAUAUCAACCAAACUAUUUAUUCUGGCCAAGAUUAAAAAUUACACUGAAACAAAGUUAAAAUAUAGUUUUUUAUGGAGACCAAAUCAUUAUUUUUACUUUGGAAAAACUUACUGACUAAACUAAAUAAA